AUGACGUGGAGCACUCAGUUGCCGUUCCGCCCUCCACGUCCCAGGCCAUUUUUCGACCUACCGUGGGAUAUCCGAGAACAGAUCUACAGUUACAUCGAGCUUGAUGCGCUCCCGCCAUUAUCAAACGGUACCGAAUAUUCUGGCUUUGUCCUCUCGUGCAAGCUCGCCGCCGAAGAGCUAUCCCAUGUCGCGACCGUAAAUUAUCGCAAAUACCUCGACGAGUUCAAGCGAUUGUCGAAGCGGCACACAGGCUAUACCAGCAUGAUUGCUCUACCAGAGCAGGCACCGACUGGUCAGACAAACCCUUUCGCUCAUCUACGCCGAGUCAAGGUCCAAGUCACUCUACAUAGCGGCAUCUGGGGCAGCGUCCUGAGCAGCAAGAUGGUGUUCACAGCAGCAUUAUGUGACAUGUUUCACCCUCUCUUCGGACUUUUCCUAGAUGGAGUAAACAUUCAUUUCGUGGCACCUUUCAAUCCUGAGAAGAGGGUGAGAAGGGGAUGCACGAAUGAAUUAUACAGCAUCCACCAGAUGAUUCACCGUGCUUUCGAUCUCAUUGAGACAAUGAAUUCACAAGUAGAAGCAUGGACUCCUUGUUCCAGAGGCCAAGCAUUGCGACUUGAACACGACAUUGAGCAAUUUCUUUACAACUUUGAGGCGCAGGUCCGUGGCUUCACGCGUUGGGAUCGCAUGAACACAAAAGGCAUCUGUUUCUCUUGGGACUGUCGACCAGUGGGUCAUAUCGAAUCUCCACCAGAAAUGAUUGGCUCUCUCUGGUCGCAGACAUUGCGUCUCCGUGACUCGAUCGGGACGGACAAGCAGACACACUACCGUGUGCACGAUGCAGAGGGCGAGGCAGGCGAGAUACGGAUUUCAAGUUCUUUGCGCUGGGCUCCCACAUCAGUCGGUCUUCCAAAGGAACUUUUCGAACGACACAACAAGGCUGCUGCACUGCAGGUGAGGAACCUGAACUUCGGCGACGCGGCAAUGAUCGUGAGCAAGGUGGAAAUAUGA
Alternaria conjuncta is the source of this 1011-nucleotide messenger RNA. RefSeq lists its product as uncharacterized. The transcript has a single exon. The record is from RefSeq and is a predicted model, not a curated record. NCBI's taxonomy places the organism in Eukaryota, Fungi, Ascomycota, Dothideomycetes, Pleosporales, Pleosporaceae. The coding region runs from base 1 to 1011 and encodes 336 amino acids.